AUGACGUCCACCGCAUCACCGUCAGAUGGCUCGGGCCCGGCCCUGGGCCCGGCUCCCGCCCCGGCUGCCGCCUCGAGCGCUGCCUAUUCCACAGCCGUCUCUAGGAUUCACGGACGAUCCAACAUUCCGGACGAGGCAGCCUCCAACCCGCAUCACGUGCUCAAGGGCGGGACUGUUGCCGGUUUCAAGAACCCGCAUCUGAGGUCGACUCCCUACGGGUGGUUGUCGCUUCUCAAGAACAUUGUGUUGCCGACUUUGCGAGGCGACCUUGAGCGCCCCGACACCUCCCCCCCCACCGUCACGGUUCGGGAACCAGAAUGGCUCCCUUGUCGAACGUGGUCGGACAAGCUCCGAGCUACGUGGCUCGGCCAUGCCUGCUGCUACGUCGAGUACCCGUCCGGCCUGCGCGUUCUCUUCGACCCCGUCUUUGAAGACCGCUGCUCGCCAUUCUCCUUUAUGGGACCCAAGCGCUACACCAGCCGGCCCUGCAACCUAAAGGACAUCCCCGUCAUCGACGCCGUGGUGAUAAGCCACAGCCACUACGACCACCUCUCCCACGCAUCCGUCCUCGAGAUCCAGAGACACCACCCGCACGUGCAGUUCUUCGUCGGCCUCGGGCUGGAGACGUGGUUCCGCAGCAACGGCCUCCGCAACGUCACCGAGCUCGACUGGUGGGAGGAGGCCGAGCUGACGGUCCGCGUCGACGGGCCCGACGGCCGGGACAGCAUCUCGGCCCGCAUCUCGGCCCUGCCGUGCCAGCACACCUCUGCCCGGACGCCCUGGGACAAGGACAGCACCCUCUGGUGCUCGUGGGCCGUCAAGUCGGGCGGCAAGUCGGUCUGGUUCGGCGGCGACACGGGGUACCGCGCCGUGCCGCGCCUCCCCGCCGGCACCGACGACUACGGCCCCGAGCUGGCGUCGCUUCCGCGGUGCCCCCAGUUCAAGCAGAUUGGCGAGCUGAGGGGGCCCUUUGACCUGGGCCUCAUCCCCAUCGGCGCCUACCAUCCGCGCCCCGUGUUUUCCGCCAUGCACGCCAACCCCUUUGACUCGGUCGAGAUGUUUGUCGACACCAGGUGCCAGAGGGCCCUGGGCAUCCACUGGGGGACCUGGGCCCUGACCAUGGAGCCGGUGCUGGAGCCGCCCAAGCUGCUGAGGGAGGCCCUCGGCCGCAAGGGCAUCCCGGAGACUGGCGUCUUUGACGUGUGCGACAUUGGCGACAGCAGGGAGUUUUAG
Molecule: messenger RNA, 1233 nt
Organism: Ustilaginoidea virens
Lineage: Eukaryota; Fungi; Ascomycota; Sordariomycetes; Hypocreales; Clavicipitaceae
Exons: 2
Coding region: 1-1233 (410 amino acids)
Biological process (GO): N-acylphosphatidylethanolamine metabolic process; N-acylethanolamine metabolic process
Cellular component (GO): membrane-bounded organelle; cytoplasm
Molecular function (GO): zinc ion binding; N-acylphosphatidylethanolamine-specific phospholipase D activity
Source: RefSeq, a predicted model, not a curated record